This is a messenger RNA of Diorhabda sublineata, 3731 nucleotides long. Its product is annotated as 6-phosphofructo-2-kinase/fructose-2,6-bisphosphatase-like. Lineage: Eukaryota; Metazoa; Arthropoda; Insecta; Coleoptera; Chrysomelidae. The transcript is spliced from 6 exons. Gene Ontology annotation, molecular function: 6-phosphofructo-2-kinase activity; ATP binding; fructose-2,6-bisphosphate 2-phosphatase activity. The record is from RefSeq and is a predicted model, not a curated record. Gene Ontology annotation, biological process: fructose 2,6-bisphosphate metabolic process; fructose metabolic process. The coding region runs from base 568 to 1998 and encodes 476 amino acids. Gene Ontology annotation, cellular component: cytosol.
GAACAAAGCUUAUAUAAAGAAUAUCUAUAAAUGUUGACAUGGUUCAGUGUAGAUGAUUAGAGACGAAUUAAUUCUAUUUUAAAAGUUAGGGUCCGCGGUACGCGUAAUCUUCACUGCUAUCGAGUCGUGCUAACGUUAAACAUUAAUAGUAACAUUACUAUAGUGAUAUAAACUUUUCAUUGGAUGUGAAUAUUUUUAUUAAAAAUUGUAGUGAAACGAUCAGCUGUUCGAGUGGAAGCAUUUGUUAAACUUCGCGUUUACUCUUUUGGGUAAUGUAAUCGCAUUACCUCUUCGUAAACAUUUAUAUUAAACGUUUAUAGAUAUUGUAAAUCUGGCGACUGAAAUUAGAUAUCGAAUUGGAAUGAGACUGAUCUUAAAAAAGUUUAUUAUUCAUACAUCUUCAGAUCAUUUCUCAGAGGACUUUGAAAACGCCAUAAUUUAGCUUUUUUAUUCAUUAAAUUAUUUCAAACGUAUAAUUACACAGAAAUUUCGAGGUUUCCCUUCGUAUUCCGUAAAAUAAUAUACAUUUUUUGUCGUAUAAUAUUUAAAAAGGAAAUUACAACAACAAUGUCUUCAAGGACACAAUACAAUGAGAAAGAAGAAUGCAAAGGUGCCCAGGCGCCGAAAACGAAAGUCUUGCGACAAUUCGGGCCGCUUCUAGUGGCCAUGGUAGGACUACCGGGUAGGGGAAAGAGCGUAUUGGCGAAAAGAUUAUCCAGAUAUUUGAAUUAUACCGGAGACAAAACUAGAGUGUACGAUAUAAGCGCCUACCGUCGAAAACACGUCAAAGAAUACGGAUCGCACGAAAUGUUUAGAGCCGAUAAUUUACCGGCUUGGCGUAUACGUCAAAAGAGCUUCCGUGAAGCUCUAGAAGACGCCGCCGCUUGGUUACAAGAUUCCAACAACAACGUUGCCAUUUUAGACGGACCGAAUGUAUCGAGAGGUCAAAGACAAGAAAUUUACGAUCUUAUUUACAAGCAAUUAGGAUUUAGGGUUAUGUUCAUCGAGUGCGUGUGCGAAGAUCCAGUAUUAUUAGAAAGAAAUUUCAAGGAAAUAUUGCGGUAUAGCUCCGAUUAUCGCGAUAUGGCUACGGAGGAAGCGUUGAAAGAUUUGACACACAAAAUGGCACACUAUCAAGCCCAAUACGAAUCGCCGACACUUGGUAGUUUGUGGGAACUACCUUGUCCCAUGGUAAAGAUAUUAGACGAUGGAGACGGCGGUAUUAUAGCUCAUGGAGUCAACGGACAAAAAGAAAGCAAAAUAUUAGCUUAUAUUUCAACCCCGAAACAAAAACAACAAACCCUCUAUUUCAGCAGACACGGCGAGAGCGAAUACAACGUUAUCGGGAAGAUUGGAGGUAACGCGAGACUUUCUCCAAGAGGAAGAAUGUACGGGAAAGCUCUCGCCAAACAUAUACACGCGUUAAAUCUACCAGGUCUCCAAGUUUGGACGUCCACGUUACAAAGAACAAAAGAAACGGUUGCCGGUAUCCAAGCUCCACAACAACAUCUACCAGAAUUAGACGAAAUCUGGUCGGGCGAAUGCGAAAGUCUCACGUACGAAGAACUACAGGAGCGCUUCCCUAAGGAAUUGGCAUUGAGGGAUAGGGAAAAAUUGAAGUACCGUUACCCGCAAGGUGAAUCCUACAUCGAUGUGAUGUGCCGUUUGAUACCGGUCCUGACUCAACUCGAAUGCGAAACCAACGUCCUCACCAUAUCCCACCAGGCGGUUUUGCGUUGCGUAUUGGGAUACUUUUUGGAAACGCCGCCCGACGAAAUACCCUACAUCCACGUUCCUUUACAUACCAUCAUCAAAUUGACUCUAAAAGGACACAGUUACAGCAUGGAAACUGUCAAAAUGGCAAUAGAUUGCGUCGAUACCAACAGAGCUAAACCUUUGAAUUGUUCCGAGAAUAGGACGGCGGCAGAGGCUCUGCUAACUCUACCGAAACAUUAUGAUUCGUUGUCGAAUUUGAAUAAUUUGAUGUCGUGUACAUAGCUUAUGUUGGGAAAGUGUUCUUUCAUCUAGCGUUGAAUAUUUAUUCGAAAUGUCAUAGAUCCGUGUUACCCAAAUGUGAACUUUUUUUCUCAAUCCACAGAUCUACUGAUAAACUUGAAAUUACAAUCAUAAAAGAAGAAAAAUCCCAAUUGGAUUUGAAAAAAAAUAUCAAUUAAUCGAAUUUACCCUGUAUACCGAACCUAGAAGAAAGAAAAAGUAGAUUAAGAUCUAAAAAAAGACCCUUUAAGGCCCUAUACCAAACUCUGUCAUGUUUAUCUCAAUGUUUUUACCCUUGAAAUUUAAUUGAAAAACUUGCUUAGAGAUUUGAAGUUAGGGGAUUGAGUUACCCCUGAAAAAUAUUUAGUUACCUCUUGAAACCUAGUUGCAAAAGGUUAUAAUUUUGAAGCUGACAUAUUCAAUUACCCCUGAAAAAUAGUUGACUUUGACCGAUUCAAAUUGAUGAAAAUCGGUGCAACAGCUUUCAGAGUUAUAGAAAAGAUACAUAAAAAAUUGAAUCACUCCUGAAAAGGUUAUAGGUUUGUAAUAGGUACCCCUGAAAUACAAUUUGAAAUGAUAAUUGUAAGUUAGCAGAUUGAAACCAAUUGAAAAUCAGAAUUAAAAAACUGAGUUAGUUAUAGAAUUGACACUGAAAUAUUGAGUCACCCCUGAAAGUUACUUAGGGUUAAGUUUGAUGUUACCCCUGAAAAUAACUUCAAAAUGAAGGCUACAAGAAAAGUUGGCAGAUCGAAUCCGACUGAAAGUAGGGAUUAUAGGAUCGAAAAUUUGUUUUAAGUCACUCCUGAAAGUUAUAAGUUUGAGGUUAGAAUAAUGAAUCGCCCAUGAAAAUGAUUUGACAAUUGACAGAUUCAAAUUUAAUCGUUGACGUUUGCAUUUGGGUGACAUUGAUUGUACUCAUCAGUUUAAAAUUGCUUCCUCGCAAAUAUUUGUAGUGAUUUUAUUAAAAUUCUCUUGUUCUAACAGUUACAUUAUCGAGAAUGAAGAUAAUAUGUCGUAAUUUUCAAAAUCUUCUUUAGGUGUUAGAAUGGAGCUUACUGUACCUUGUAUUUGGCUUCUUCAGCCAAUUUAGUUUCAUAUAAUUGAAUAAUCGACAAUUUGAUGAAAGAAAAUUUCUUAAUGAUAGAAAUUUAUUUGUCGUAUUAACCAUUCGAUAAUAUAUUUUUAUAUUGUGACUGUUCCCUGUAUAAUUAUUGGAUUAACUGCAGUUUUUAUUUAAACAGUGUGUUUAUUACUUUCAAAAAUUACUAUUUCAAAGAAAAAAUAAUAAAAUAGGUUCUGGAAAACGAGAAGAUUGUGAUUGAGAAGAAGAGAAUAAAAAGCUUGUAGGAACAGUGAGAAGAAGCUUACUGUUGAGAUACGAUAAAAAAAGUUGAAAUACAAUAUAGAGAUCAUAAUAUGAUGAUAAAAGAGUAGGGAGUUUACGUAAAAUUGAAUGGAGAAGACUGAUGAUGUGAUACGAAAAGAGAAUCCGUUUAAAUUCUUGUUGAUUUUUGAAUUUUUAUAUAUUCUAUUAUAAAAGAAAACUGUGGUUAAACCAAUAAAAAAAUUACUAAUAAUCGUCACAAAGUGAGUUUGAAACGGAAAGUUUGUACUAAGAAUUUUUCGAAAAUAUGUAAUACUACAUUAGUAUUUUUUUUAAUUAUUUUCUGAAUAGUGGUUAGCAAACUUUACAUUGUAUAUGAUACUAUGACUGCAAUAUAUGUUUGAAAAUCAAA